AUGUCCAUGCCGCACGUCCUCGUCGUCCCUUUCCCGGCGCAGGGCCACGCUCUGCCGCUGCUCGACCUGUCCGCCCUGCUCGCGUCCCGCGGCAUCCGCCUCACGGUGGUCACCACGCCGGCCAACGCCCCGCUGCUGUCCCCUCUCCUCGCCGCCCACCCCGCCACCGUCCAGCCCCUCGUCCUCCCGUUCCCGGCGCACCCUUCGCUCCCGCCAGGCCUGGAGAACGCCAAGAACUGCCCGCCCUCCUACUUCGCCAUCUUCAUCCACGCGCUCGCCGCGCUCCGCCACCCCAUCCUCGCGUGGGCGAGGUCGAACCACCCAGUCGCCGCCGUCCUGUCGGACUUCUUCUGCGGGUGGACGCAGCCUCUCGCGGCCGAGCUCGGCGUCCCGAGGCUCGUCUUCUCGCCCUCGGGCGUGCUCGGCACCGCCGUCCCGCACUCGCUAUUUCGGCGGCUGGUCGAGCGGCCGUCGGACGCGGAUGACGGGUACAGCGUCGCCUUCCCCUCGAUCCCCGGCGAGCUGUCGUACCAGUGGAGGGAGAUUUCCGGUACGUACAGGAGCUACGUCGAAGGCCGCAUGGAUGCGCAGGUCGGCGAGGCGGUGAGGCAGAACUUCCUCUGGAACCUGGAGAGCUCGGGAUUUGUGUCGAACACCCUACGCGCGCUGGAAGGGAGGUACCUGGACUCGCCGCUCGAGGACCUCGGGUUCAAGCGCGUGUGGGCGGCGGGCCCGCUAGCGCCGGAGACGGACACCUCCGGCGAGCUCGGCGGCGAGGUUGGUGCAUGGCUGGACGGUUUCUCGGAAGGCGCGGUCGUCUACGUGUGCUUCGGGAGCCAGGCGGUGCUGACCCCGGCGGUCGCGGCCGCGCUGGCCGACGCGCUGGAUCGGAGCGCGGUACCGUUCGUGUGGGCCGUGGGCGGCGGCGGCAGUUUGGUACUCCCGGAAGGGUUCGAGGCGCGCGCAUUGGCGGCGAGGCGCGGGAUGGUGGUGCGCGGGUGGGCGCCGCAGGUGGCGAUCCUGCGGCACGCGGCGGUUGGGUGGUUCAUGACGCACUGCGGCUGGAACUCGGCGCUGGAGGCGGUGGCGGCGGGCGUGCCCAUGCUGGCGUGGCCGAUGGCGGCCGACCAGUUCGUGAACGCGCGGCUGCUGGUGGACGAGACACGCGUCGCGGUGCGCGCGUGCGCCGGCGGGAUCGGCGUGGCGCCGGACGCCGGCGAGCUCGCGGCCGUGCUUGCCGACGCGGUCGGGGAGGGAGGGGCCGGCGCGCGGGCCCGCGCCAAGGAGCUCGCGGCGGAAGCGGCCGGCGCGACGAAGGAAGGAGGGAGCUCGUGGGAGGAUUUGGAGCUGCUGGUGGAAUGGAUUCACAAGCUUUGAGUUGUUCAGGUGCCUCUUCAAUAUUUGUAUCCUACAGUACACUUGUUCUUAGCGAGGGAAAAAAUACAGUACGAUUUCAGAUGUUUGUAUCCUACAGUACAUUUUGUUCCUAGCGAA
Lolium perenne is the source of this 1494-nucleotide messenger RNA. RefSeq names its product flavonol 3-O-glucosyltransferase UGT89B1-like. Gene Ontology annotation, molecular function: UDP-glucosyltransferase activity. The record is from RefSeq and is a predicted model, not a curated record. NCBI's taxonomy places the organism in Eukaryota, Viridiplantae, Streptophyta, Magnoliopsida, Poales, Poaceae.